This is a messenger RNA of Hipposideros armiger (great roundleaf bat), 3558 nucleotides long. It is a transcript of the gene GABBR1, whose product is annotated as gamma-aminobutyric acid type B receptor subunit 1. The record is from RefSeq and is a predicted model, not a curated record. Gene Ontology annotation, cellular component: membrane; G protein-coupled receptor heterodimeric complex. NCBI's taxonomy places the organism in Eukaryota, Metazoa, Chordata, Mammalia, Chiroptera, Hipposideridae. Gene Ontology annotation, molecular function: G protein-coupled GABA receptor activity. The transcript has 23 exons. The coding region runs from base 90 to 2993 and encodes 967 amino acids. Gene Ontology annotation, biological process: G protein-coupled receptor signaling pathway; gamma-aminobutyric acid signaling pathway.
GGGGAGGAGGGGAAAGGUGGCGGAGAAGGGAGUGGGGAGCGGGAGGAGCGGCCGGGCCUGGGGCCUUGAGGCCGGGGAGACCCGGGGAGAUGGGCCGGCGCGCCGAGAUGCUACUGCUGCUGCUGCUGGUGCCGCUCUUCCUCCGCCCCCCGGGCGCGGGCGGGGCGCAGACCCCCAACGCCACUUCAGAAGGUUGCCAGAUCAUACACCCGCCCUGGGAAGGGGGCAUCAGGUACAGGGGCCUGACUCGGGACCAGGUGAAGGCUAUCAACUUCCUGCCUGUGGACUAUGAGAUUGAGUAUGUGUGCCGCGGGGAGCGCGAGGUGGUGGGGCCCAAGGUCCGCAAGUGCCUGGCAAAUGGCUCCUGGACAGAUAUGGACACACCCAGCCGCUGUGUCCGAAUCUGCUCCAAGUCUUAUUUGAUCCUGGAAAAUGGAAAGGUGUUCCUGACGGGUGGGGACCUCCCAGCUCUGGACGGAGCCCGGGUGGAUUUCCGAUGUGACCCCGACUUCCAUCUGGUGGGCGGCUCCCGGAGCAUCUGUAGUCAGGGGCAGUGGAGUACCCCCAAGCCCCACUGCCAGGUGAAUCGAACGCCACACUCAGAACGGCGCGCAGUGUACAUCGGGGCGCUGUUUCCCAUGAGCGGGGGCUGGCCAGGGGGCCAGGCCUGCCAGCCCGCGGUGGAGAUGGCGCUGGAGGACGUGAAUAGCCGCAGGGACAUCCUGCCGGACUAUGAGCUCAAGCUCAUUCACCACGACAGCAAGUGUGACCCGGGCCAGGCCACCAAGUACCUGUACGAGCUGCUCUACAAUGACCCUAUCAAGAUCAUCCUUAUGCCUGGCUGCAGCUCCGUGUCCACGCUUGUGGCUGAGGCCGCCAGGAUGUGGAACCUCAUUGUGCUUUCCUAUGGCUCCAGCUCACCAGCCCUCUCAAACCGGCAGCGCUUUCCAACCUUCUUCCGCACUCAUCCAUCGGCCACACUCCACAAUCCUACCCGUGUGAAACUCUUCGAAAAGUGGGGCUGGAAGAAGAUCGCCACCAUCCAGCAGACCACCGAAGUCUUCACUUCGACUCUGGACGAUUUAGAGGAACGAGUGAAGGAGGCUGGAAUCGAGAUUACUUUCCGCCAGAGUUUCUUCUCAGAUCCAGCUGUGCCCGUCAAAAACCUUAAGCGCCAAGACGCCCGGAUCAUUGUGGGACUCUUCUAUGAAACUGAAGCCCGGAAAGUCUUUUGUGAGGUAUACAAGGAACGGCUCUUUGGGAAGAAGUAUGUCUGGUUCCUUAUCGGGUGGUAUGCUGACAAUUGGUUCAAGAUCUAUGACCCGUCCAUCAACUGCACGGUGGAUGAGAUGACCGAGGCGGUGGAGGGUCACAUCACCACUGAGAUUGUCAUGCUGAACCCUGCCAACACCCGCAGCAUUUCCAAUAUGACAUCCCAGGAAUUUGUGGAAAAACUGACCAAGCGACUGAAAAGACACCCUGAGGAGACAGGUGGCUUCCAGGAGGCACCACUGGCCUACGAUGCCAUCUGGGCCUUGGCAUUGGCCCUGAACAAGACAUCCGGAGGGGGCGGCCAUUCGGGUGUGCGCCUGGAAGACUUCAACUACAACAACCAGACCAUUACUGACCAAAUCUACCGGGCAAUGAACUCCUCAUCUUUUGAGGGUGUCUCGGGCCAUGUGGUGUUUGAUGCCAGCGGCUCACGGAUGGCGUGGACACUGAUUGAGCAGCUACAGGGUGGCAGCUACAAGAAGAUUGGCUACUAUGACAGCACCAAGGAUGACCUUUCUUGGUCCAAAACGGAUAAGUGGAUUGGAGGGUCCCCCCCUGCUGACCAGACCCUGGUCAUCAAGACGUUCCGCUUCCUGUCACAGAAACUCUUUAUCUCCGUGUCAGUUCUCUCCAGCCUGGGCAUUGUCCUAGCUGUUGUCUGUCUGUCCUUUAACAUCUACAACUCCCAUGUCCGUUAUAUCCAGAACUCACAGCCCAACCUGAAUAAUCUCACUGCUGUGGGCUGCUCGCUGGCGUUGGCUGCUGUCUUCCCCCUCGGGCUGGAUGGUUACCACAUCGGGAGAAGCCAGUUCCCUUUCGUCUGCCAGGCCCGCCUCUGGCUCCUGGGUCUGGGCUUUAGUCUGGGCUAUGGCUCCAUGUUCACCAAGAUCUGGUGGGUCCACACGGUCUUCACAAAGAAGGAGGAAAAGAAGGAGUGGAGGAAGACCUUGGAGCCCUGGAAGCUAUACGCCACGGUGGGCCUGCUGGUGGGCAUGGACGUCCUCACUUUUGCCGUCUGGCAGAUUGUGGACCCCCUGCACCGGACCAUUGAGACUUUUGCCAAGGAAGAACCAAAGGAAGAUAUUGAUGUGUCUAUUCUGCCCCAGCUGGAACACUGCAGCUCCAAGAAGAUGAAUACGUGGCUUGGGGUUUUCUAUGGUUACAAGGGGCUGCUGCUGCUGCUGGGUAUCUUUCUUGCUUAUGAGACCAAGAGCGUGUCCACCGAGAAGAUCAAUGACCACCGGGCUGUGGGCAUGGCCAUCUACAAUGUGGCGGUCCUGUGCCUCAUCACCGCCCCCGUCACCAUGAUCCUGUCAAGCCAGCAGGAUGCCGCUUUCGCCUUUGCCUCACUCGCCAUAGUUUUCUCCUCCUACAUCACCCUGGUCGUGCUCUUCGUGCCCAAGAUGCGCAGACUGAUUACCCGAGGGGAAUGGCAGUCGGAGGCUCAGGACACCAUGAAGACAGGGUCAUCGACCAACAACAACGAGGAGGAGAAGUCCCGGCUGUUGGAGAAGGAGAACCGCGAGCUGGAGAAGAUCAUUGCUGAGAAGGAAGAGCGGGUCUCUGAAUUGCGCCAUCAGCUUCAGUCUCGGCAGCAGCUCCGCUCACGGCGCCACCCUCCGACACCCCCAGACCUCUCUGGGGGCCUACCCAGGGGGCCCCCGGAGCCCCCUGACAGGCUUAGCUGUGAUGGGAGCCGAGUCCAUUUGCUUUACAAGUGAGGGUUGUGUAAGGGAGGACAGACCAGUAAGGGGUGGGAAAGGGAGAAGAGGAAAGGGGGUGGGUUGAGAGGAAGCAGGGAAUCCCUACCCCCAGAUAGGAAGAACAUGUGAACCCAUCCCAUCUCUUGUAAAUACAUGUCCCUCUGUGAGUCCUGGGGUUACCUGGGUCUCCAGUACUCUUGGAACCAGACCCUUUUCUCUCUUAUUCGUUCAUACAGUUUUAUGUCACUACUUAAUAAUCUAGUUGGUACCUCGCUCAGAGCUUCUCACUCACUGACUCCUCAGCAACCUCACUACAUACACUUUCCUUUUCUACACUACCUCCCAAGAUUGCUCCCUUUGGUUUUGUGUUUUUAUGGGGCAAUUAACAGAGAGUUAAUGGGCAGGUUUCAGUGCUGCUCCCAGUAGAUAGUGGGUGAGAAUCCUGACCAAAGGAAGGCACCCCUGAGUGUUGAGAUGGAGAGAGGGACCUGUGCGGUGGGAGGUGGUGUCCCUUUCACACUGUGAUGCCUUUUGGGGAAGGAUCUCCCUGAAUCUCAAUAAACCAGUGAACAGUGUGACUCAC